This is a messenger RNA of Microplitis mediator, 1391 nucleotides long. Its product is annotated as protein AAR2 homolog. The coding region runs from base 164 to 1309 and encodes 381 amino acids. The record is from RefSeq and is a predicted model, not a curated record. Gene Ontology annotation, biological process: spliceosomal tri-snRNP complex assembly. The transcript has 6 exons. Lineage: Eukaryota; Metazoa; Arthropoda; Insecta; Hymenoptera; Braconidae.
AAAUAAUAAACGUAAAUAAUUCGUAUUUACAACGCAACUUUAUUAUUUUCUGAAAAUUAUUCAUUUGUUAAUAAAUUAUUUGAAUAAAAAUAAAAUAUAAAUAAACGUUUAUUUAUUGAUAAGGCUAUUAAAUUUUUGCGUGAUUCAAAUAUAUAACACAAUUAUGGAGAGCAAAAAAUCAUGUGAGAUGAAUCAGGAAGUCGCAAAGUAUUUAUUCAAACAAGGUGGUACAUUAAUUGUAUUGGAUAUGUCACCUGGAACAGACUUUGGAAUAGAUUUAAAAUCAUGGACCACUGGAAGUAAUUUUAAAGGUAUCAAAAUGAUACCACCUGGAUUACAUUUCAUUCACUACAGUGCAACAAAUGAAUUUAAUGAAUCAGUACCCAGGGUUGGAUUUUUUCAUGUUUUUAAGGAAAAAGAUUUUAUUGUCAAACAAUGGGACAAAAAAGAAGAAGACAUGAGUUCUCUACCAAUUGAAGACGAAUUAGUAGAAAGACUUAAAACUAAUCAUAAAGAACUAGAUAAAUUUUUAGGUCCAUAUCCUUAUGAGAUGUUAAAUCAAUGGAAAGAAUUGACUGAUAAAAUUGAUGAUAAUAUUUUAGAACGAUGUCUGCCUUUGAGCGGUUUCGUCAGAUCAGCGUUAGAGUUAGAAAAUUACGACAAUGAGAUGCGUCUUAAAGAGAAUGAUAAAAAUAAACAACGACGAAGAGAGAGUGGACUGUCAGUAGAAGCUAAAGAAGAAUUAUUAUUACCAAAUUUAAAAGCUAAAAAAGGUACUGAGCUUAGAUUUACUGAAAUACCAGAAAGGAAUUAUCCAGAUGAUGCUACACCUGCUGAAAUAACAGAAUAUUCUUUAGAUUCAACGUACGCUCUUAAUGCGACUAUUCAAAAAAUGAAAGAUCAAUCAGAAAUAAUUGGCGAAUUACAAUUAGCAUUUGUCUGUUUUCUCGUCGGCCAGAGUCUCGAAGCAUUUGAGCACUGGAAGAAAUUAAUUGCUCUGAUUUGCGGCGCUGAGAAAGCGAUAUCAAAUCGCCGGAGUAUAUACGUUGAUUUUUUACAUAUUAUUGAAAUUCAAUUAUCCCACGCACCGGAAGACAUUCUUUGCGAUAUUGUCUCAAGUAAUAAUUUUGUUUAUCAUCAUCUACGUAAAUUAUUUGCUACUAUUGAAAUAAAUCCUGAAAUCGAAGGACGAUUAAAGUCUGAGGCAACAAGAUUGCAAACACGUCUCACUAAUAAAUUUUCAUGGGAUUUUUCAAACUUGCAAGAAGAAGAGUUUGACGAAGCACCAGUUGUUGUAGCCAUUGACUAAUUAUAUUUAUGCAUCUUUAUAUAAAUAUAUUGUAAAUAAACUUUUUGUAUCGAACUCUGGUUUUGUAAAUAAAUUAAUUUCA